This is a messenger RNA of Penicillium subrubescens, 801 nucleotides long. It is a transcript of the gene mpt, whose product is annotated as putative DNA repair and transcription factor Ada. The record is from RefSeq and is a predicted model, not a curated record. NCBI's taxonomy places the organism in Eukaryota, Fungi, Ascomycota, Eurotiomycetes, Eurotiales, Aspergillaceae. Bases 1 to 801 code for a protein of 266 amino acids. Gene Ontology annotation, molecular function: methyltransferase activity; zinc ion binding; DNA-binding transcription factor activity. Gene Ontology annotation, biological process: DNA repair; regulation of DNA-templated transcription. The transcript has a single exon.
AUGACAUCCAAACACACUCCACAGAAGAUCCCCCGCCUCACCCGCUCCACCGAUGCCCUCACCUCCUCCGAACGAUGGCAAGCCAUCACUAGACGCGACCCAACAAUCAACAGCUUCGUCUACGCAGUCCUAACGACCAAAAUCUACUGCCGCCCAUCCUGCGCCGCCCGUCUCGCCCGACGCGCCAACGUCCAAUUCUACGACACCCCCUCACAAGCCGAAGCAGCCGGAUUUCGAGCCUGUAAGCGCUGCCGGCCACAAACAGGAGGCACGGCGCUUGCGAACCAUCCACAAACCGCGAUCGUUGCAAAGGCCUGCGAAGCAAUCCAGGCCGAGCUAGCGAUAGGGCUGAAACCACGAUUGCAAGAUCUGGCGGCGCAGGCUGGCUUGACGCCGAGUCAUUUUCAUCGUGUGUUUAAGAAACGGAUGGGCGUGACGCCGGGUCAGUAUGCGAGUGGGCUUGUCCAGGGGAGUGGUAGUGAAUCGGGUUCGUCGGAGGGGAUUUGUUUGACGCCUGAUACUACGACUUUGUCGGACAGUGGGACGCCGCGCUUGGAGGUAUUGGAUGGGAGUGGGAGGGGAGUUCUGAAUUUAGAAGCGGGCGAGAGUCUGCUGAGUGUGUUGUGGCCGGAGGACGGUCUUUCGGUCAUUGAGGGAGAACCGCCCGUCGUGUUGGAUGAUGUUUGGAAUGACUUUGAUGCUUUUUUGGCGGCUGAGCCUGGUCAGAAUCAGAUAUUGACUGCAAUGGAGGAUCCGCCGCUCGCUAUUGACCCCCAGGUGAUCCUGGCGUCGGGGAUAUGA